Messenger RNA from Nothoprocta perdicaria, 3268 nucleotides. RefSeq names its product leucine rich repeat and coiled-coil centrosomal protein 1 (gene LRRCC1). The record is from RefSeq and is a predicted model, not a curated record. Gene Ontology annotation, molecular function: protein binding. Gene Ontology annotation, cellular component: centrosome; cytoplasm. Lineage: Eukaryota; Metazoa; Chordata; Aves; Tinamiformes; Tinamidae. The coding region runs from base 1 to 3090 and encodes 1029 amino acids. The transcript is spliced from 19 exons.
AUGUCGGGAUCCGGGCUUGGGGCUGCUCGCGGCGAGCUCAGCCUCAUGGACAGGGGUGUGCGGAGCUUGCUGGAGCUCUCGCUGAGCCCGGGCCUGCGCGCGCUCAACCUGCACGGAAACCGCGUCGCCCGCAUCGAGGGGCUCGCGCACCUGCGGGGCCUGCAGCACCUGGACCUCUCCUCCAACCGCAUCCGCCGCAUGGAGGGGCUCGGCGCCUUGCGCGGCCUGCGCACCCUCAACCUCUCCUGCAACCUCCUCGACAGCGUGCAGGGACUAGAAAAACUGCUUAAUUUAUCUGUACUGAACUUGUCGUAUAACCGCAUACACGAUCUCUCUGGGCUUCARUGCCUUCAUGGAACCAGCAGUAAGAUGAGUCGUAUUGAACUGCAYGGUAACUGCAUAAAUGAUAUUAAUCAUUUACUUCAGUGCACAAAGGGGCUGUGCUCUUUGACCAAUCUCACAUUAGAGAAAAAUGGAAAAACCAACCCAGUUUGCCACACAGCAGGUUAUAGAGAAAUUGUUUUUCAGAAUUUGCCCCAACUAAAAGUUCUAGAUGGAAGAAAUGCUUUUGGUGAACCAGUAGAAGACAAGGCAGAAGAAAACUUGCAGUGUUUAGAUGAUAUUUUGGACUACUUGGUUUCAUCUGCAACCCCCCAAUAUGAAGAUAAGAACUGUGCUACAUUCCCGGUGGUGACACCUCAUAUUGACCAGGCAUUAGCCUAUUUUCGUCAACGAACAAAAAUGUCCCUGCAAAGCUCUGCCAGCUCCUCUACGGAGGCCAUCUCCUCUUCAGAACCAGAAAAGGCCAAACUGGAUAAAAUACAGAGUGAGAUGAGGAUUAAAAAAAUAGAAGAUCAGAUUUCUCAGAUACUGCAAAAGGUAUCUGAUGCAUCAAAGAAGGAAGCUCCUUCACAUGUUCUCAAAGCUAAGAGAGACACAGAUCCAACUUCUGAGAGUGACCAUGAGAGCGGGAAAGAAAAUGACAGAAAAGCUGUGAAAAGAAACAAGAUCCCACCCUGCCGUAGAACUGCCUCAUCUGCCAAGAGUCCUUCCAGUCAUUCUAAGAGCAAAGUAACUGGCAGAGAAGAGAAAAGUUUAUCCAAGUGUCCACGCUCCAAUCAGAGAGACUCUCAUGUCAGUUCAUCAGAUACUCCAGACCUUGAAGUAAUGGGAAGAAGAGCUGAAUUAUUAAUAGGAAAGCAGAACCGUACAGAAAAAAUAGAAGAAACUAAUUCAGAUGCCCCGGAGGAAUCCACAUACCGAGCACUGAUUCAGGAACUGGAUCAGGAGAAAGAAAGAAGGUGGAGAGCAGAACAAGCUGAGAAGAAAUUACUAGAGCAUGUCAAAGAACUAGAAAAACAUGCGAAAGAAGAAAAGAAUAUUCAGAGUAUGGCGGUAUACACUACAGAUAGGUUAAAGGAAUUGCUACUAAAAGAGAGAGAGGUUAAAACAAGAUUGCAAGCAGAUAUCCAGCAAUUGAAAGGUGAAGCUGAAAGACUUACUAAUGAGUUAAAUCAGGCAAAAAAUAAAGAAGCAGAAUAUCAGAAGGCCAUACAAGCUUUAGAAGAAACACUAUCCAAGAUGGAGACACAACGGCUGCAGCAACGAACAGCAGAGAUGAAGCAGGUUCAAGAGGCAGAACUUAGAGCAUCAGCAAAUGAAAGAGAAGUCCAGUUGCUCAGGGUAUCCCUUCGACAACAGAAGGAGAAGGUAAAACAACUACAUGAACUUCUCAUAGUAAGAGAACAGGAACAGAGGAAAGAACUUGAAACUCGAGUUGCUUUACAUGGACCUGAAUUCCAGAAUGUCUUGUCAAAAGAAAUGGCUAAAGAAGAACAGAGACAUGAGGAGCGUGUUAAAGAAUUGCAGGAGAAGAUUAAUGGGUCAAACCAGAAGUAUAUGGAGUUGGAAGAUGAAUUUCGUUUGGCUUUAACUAUUGAAGCAAAAAGGUUUAAGGAGGUUAAAGAUGCAUUUGAAAGUGUUGCUGCUGAGCUAGCUGAACAUAAACAGGCCCUCUUUCUGUCUGAACAAAAGGAGAAGGAGAUGGCAAGUCUGAUCCAAGACCUGACAAGUAUAGUGAAAGAACAGAAAGCAAAGAUUACAGAGUUAUUAAAAUCAAAGGAAGAAGCCACAGCAAAUCUCAAGUGUCGAACUGGAGAACUUGAAACUGUGGCUGAGGAGGACAAGCAGAAGGCUGUUCAAAUUGAACUCCUCAAGAAGGAAAAUGCAAAACUURCUUCUCAGCUGACAGCCCAGGAAUCUCUAAUCGAUGGAUUAAAAAUGGAAAGAAAAAUAUGGGGACAGGAGCUGGCACAACAGGGAGCUCAUCUUGCUCAAGAUCGGGGAAAACUGGAGGCAAAAAUUGAGGUUUUAACAAAUGAGAUGGAGACUUUGAAAAAGCAAAAGGAACAGGACAGUGAUGCUCUGCGAAUUAAAACCAAAAUAGUGGAUGAUCAGACAGAAACAAUUAGGAAAUUAAAAGAAGGUUUAAAAGAAAAAGAUCAACAAAUCAGAAAACAACAUGAAGAAAAUACUGAGGSUCAAAAGAUUUUUCGGAUGCAGUUGGAUGAAAAAGCUGCUGAACUGGAAGAAYUAAUGGAAAAAUUAGAAAGGCAAAAUGAAAGAAAAGAGGAAUUAAAGCAGCUACUAGAAGAAAAAGAAGUAGAACUUGAGGACGUUAAGGAAGUACACAGUGCACUGAAGAAGAAGUGGCAAGGUAAAGGAGAACUAUUAAGCCAGCUGGAGGUACAGGUUAAGCAAAUGAAGGAGAACUUUGAUUCCAAAGAGAAGAAGCUGAUUGAAGAGAGAAAUAAAAGUCUUCAAGCUCAGAAAGUUGCGAUGGAGAAGCUUCAUGCAAUGGAUGAUGCUUUUAGAAAGCAACUUGAAUCAACAAUAGCAGCUCAUCAGGCAGAACUGUUGCAGCUGGCAAAUGAAAAACAAAGGCAAAUCGAAGAAGCAAAUGAAAAAGUUUAUCAUGUUGAAGAAGAAAUGCGUCAGCUUCUGCAGGAAAUGGCAAACAACAAAAUAUGCAUGGAGAAUAAAAUAAGACGACUUACAAGUGCACUAAAUGAUAUUCAACAAGAUCUUUGAAACAGUGUGCCUUACAUCUGAGAGUUUCCCUCCUCUUAAAUACAUACACUAAGAAAGUGUAUGGAGUAAGCAUAUACAUAUACUAUGAAGCACUUCUUUUUUCCUUGUUUUCUUUGGGGAACAUUCUCUGGGAUGUUUAUUUUGAAGGUUCAGGAAUCAGACAUAAGUAUUUUUAUAG